AUGGAGUAUGACUCCUAUGUUGAGGGCGAGUCAGACGAGGAUCAACCCCCUACGGGUGUAACCCCUACUGGGUCCUCUGCCAACCCACGAGGAAAACUAUCUCCUUCUUCUAGAAGGAAGAAGCAGGUUGUGGGGAUCAGUUCCCGGGUCCCCGUGGAUCAUCUAAAAUGGCUCCUGGACCUGCUCCGAUCAGAUCCUUUCAAGGAUGUUGUGAAAGAUGUGAGAUAUCUUCUAAUCAACAAUUAUAAUACAUCUGAAUGGAAGAAAGAAGUACAGCAAUGCACUGUGGGAAUUCUGCAUCAUACAAAACACCAUGGAAGGGUUAAUAUCACGGAUAUCAAUAAUGCUAUGUAUGAAGAAGAACUAAGUUAUCUCCAUGACCAACACGGUCGGGAGAGGGUUAUGGUAGUCAUAGAUGACAUGGAUCAGUUUGAUGAUGGUGAGAAGGAGAGGAUUCUGGGAAGCCAGCCAACAAUCCAAUUAAAGUCCUCUGACCUCCUCCUUAUUCCUGAAACUAGGAAGGAAGAGGCUGCCCAUAACAAUAUCAAGCAAAUCUGGGAUGUUCUUGGAGGAGAGCCAGAAGAGCCUCAGAGGCUGACCCAAAGCAGAGAAGCAAAGAGGGGACAACCAAGACCAACCGAGACAACGCCAAGCUCCAAAAUGAGUAAAAUUCAGAGGGAACCCGACAAAUCCCAGCACCGAAACCAAUCCAAAGCGUGCGAAAAGACAAACACCUCUUGCUCAUUAAUCCCUCCUUCACCGAAGCACAUUAUCAGUAUCUUCUCGAGGUGCACAGACAGUUAUUAUCAGUGGUUGAUGGACAAGUUGAAAGGACAAGAGUUUUGCAAUAUGGUGGAUGAUGUCCGCGCUGUCUAUAUUUCUAAUAAGUAUUCUGAGUUUUCUAGAGAGAUCACAGAGUGCACAUUUGCCAUUUUAUAUCAUUCGUAUAGAUGGGGACGCAUUAAUUUAACUGAUGUCAAAGACUCCCUGUAUGACAAGGAGCUCCAGGAUCUAUCUCAGCGUCAUGGCAGGGAUAAUGUUAUUGUGGUAAUCAAUGACAUUAAAACCACCAGCUCUGAGAAGAAGCUCAGGAUCUUGGAGAACCAGCCCAGUAUUAGAAGACGGGCCAGAAAACUAUUCCUCUUUGAGGAGAAGAAUAAAUUGCCUGAGAACUUGGAGAAGUUACGGGAAAUUCUAGGAGAGACAAAAAGGACCCAGAAACAUGGAUAUAAUGACAGUGCACGUCAAGUCAAAGAGAUCAAAAGACUAGAAAAGUCACGUGACUCUCUGGAAGAAGCAGAAGAUGGGGAUAAAGUGGGUUGUGAGAGACGAUUGACGGAGACUCAGGAUUAUAUAGAGUCUAGAGAUGAAGAUUGCGCUGCUUUGUUACAAAAUAUACUCACUAAUCAUGGCAAAGAAACAUCAGAAUAUAUACAGAAACGCUCACGGGUACAAGAACAGCUGGAAUGUUUACUAGCUCAACUUUGUCACAAAGAAACAAUGAUAAAAACCCAACAACAAACAAUACAAGAGCAGUCGCGAUCAUUACAGGAGAAGGAACACACAAUACAGGAGCAGGCGCGAUCAUUACAGGAGAAGGAACACACAAUAGAGGAGCAGGCGCGAUCAUUACAGGAGAAGGAACACACAAUAGAGGAGCAGGCGCGAUCAUUACAGGAGAAGGAACACACAAUACAGGAGCAGGCGCGAUCAUUACAGGAGAAGGAACACACAAUACAGGAGCAGGCGCGAUCAUUACAGGAGAAGGAACACACAAUAGAGGAGCAGGCGCGAUCAUUACAGGAGAAGGAACACACAAUAGAGGAGCAGGCGCGAUCAUUACAGGAGAAGGAACACACAAUACAGGAGCAGGCGCGAUCAUUACAGGAGAAGGAAAACACAAUACAGGAGCAGGCGCGAUCAUUACAGGAGAAGGAACACACAAUACAGGAGGAAACUUGUACAAUUAAAGACAAAGAAUGUACAAUAAAGGAGCAGAUACAAUCAUUGAAAGAAAAGGAACGUAUAAUACAAGAGUACACAAAAAAAAUUAAAACAAUGGAGAACACACUACAGGACCAAGAAGAGGUAACAAAAGCAUGUAUAUGUGAAACGGAAAUUAAAAAUUCUGAAAUAGUAAAGAUGACACGUACAUUGAAAGAGAAGGAAAGUAAAAUAGAGGAGAUGACGCGUACAUUGAAAGGGAAGGAAAGUAAAAUAGAGGAGAUGACGCGUACAUUGAAAGGGAAGGAAAGUAAAAUAGAGGAGAUGACACGCACAUUGAAAGGGAAGGAAAGGAAAGGACAUGAACGAAGCAGACAGAGUCAUCAGAUGAGAGCUUGGACAGAAUGAUGAAGCAGACAGUUGGAAGCCAAGUAAAACACAAUACAACAGAAAACAAAAACACUGCAAGAACAACACUAGAAACUAAAGGAAAGGACCAUAAAAAAUUAUAUGAUAAUACACUCAAUACAAGAACAAGCAAAAACCAUUAUUAAUGAAUAGCAAGAAAAAGAACAGAAACAUAUAUUUGUUUUGGGAAAAUAAAACAAGUAAUGGAAGUGACAUAGGCAUUGCGGAACAGGGAACACUAACUAUAGAAGCAUAAAAAAACACAAUACCAGACAUCCCAACAUGCAAAAACUCAUUUCAGGAAGGUGAUUAACCAGCUACUGUGCCCCCUUCCACAAUCUCCGGAGUGGGUCGUAGUGGGGUGAUAGGGGCUGUAAUUGGGUUGUUAGGAAAUGUAGUGUGGGUUCCCUUAUGGAGCUGCACGCACUAUCCCAUGAG
This is a messenger RNA of Pelobates fuscus (common spadefoot toad), 2790 nucleotides long. RefSeq names its product putative leucine-rich repeat-containing protein DDB_G0290503. The coding region runs from base 1 to 2352 and encodes 783 amino acids. The record is from RefSeq and is a predicted model, not a curated record. Lineage: Eukaryota; Metazoa; Chordata; Amphibia; Anura; Pelobatidae. The transcript is spliced from 8 exons.